Staurois parvus is the source of this 308-nucleotide messenger RNA. Lineage: Eukaryota; Metazoa; Chordata; Amphibia; Anura; Ranidae. The record is from the annotation of a GenBank genome assembly.
AUGCAGAGCAUUUACACGUCUGCACAGGGGCGGACUGACCAUUUGGAAACUCGGGCACUGCCCGAGGGCCUGGGGUCAGUAGGGGGCCCCAUGAGAUGCCCCUGGUACCUUUUUCAUAGGCUUUUUUGAGUUUGGGCAAGGACACAGGGGCCCCAUGAUCCCCUAUUGCCCGGGGGCCCCAUGAGUUGUCAGUCCGCCCCUGCGUCUGCAUUUUAAAUAUCAGUAUGCAAUUUAAUUUGUGUUCCCAAUUCACAAUACAGAUACCCUGGGAUUAGACAUGGUGCAGAGAUGUGAAAAAGUUUGCCUUU